Molecule: messenger RNA, 4568 nt
Organism: Salvelinus namaycush (lake trout)
Lineage: Eukaryota; Metazoa; Chordata; Actinopteri; Salmoniformes; Salmonidae
Product: carcinoembryonic antigen-related cell adhesion molecule 1-like
Exons: 9
Coding region: 53-1666 (537 amino acids)
Source: RefSeq, a predicted model, not a curated record
GACAGGUAGCCCGCAUUAUUCUCUGUCGCAAGAAGGGUUCCCGACAUCUGGGAUGGAUUUGUUUAAUUUGAGGUCGCUUGUCAUUUUGCUGUCAGCUGUUGGAUGCUGCAACGGGCAGAGCGUACUGCCAGCCGGCCCCUUGGAGGGAGUACAGGGAAAGAACGUCACGUUCAAAACCAUUAUCAUCCCCACAGAUGUAGGCAACUUUAUCACAGUAUCUUGGAAUUUCAACGGUGGUAGUGGAGUUGUACCUGUUGUCACUUCUGCGCCCAAAGGAGAGACAGUUGGCGCUGGUUACGCAGGAAGAGUAUCACUGAAUUCAUCCACCGGCGUAUUAAACCUGGGAUCCUUGACGGCAAAGGAUGGCGGAGACUAUGCAGUGACUAUGGUCACUAAUGCUGCAGUACAGCGCACAGGUGCAACGUUGCUCAGAGUUCUAGGACCGGUCUCCGACGUGACCAUCACAUCCAACCUGAACGAAGCGGUCGAGUUCAACAGCACUGUGGUCUUGACCUGUUCGGCCAAAGGCUCCUCCCUCACGUACAAGUGGCUCAACGGCACCACCCCGCUGGUCACCGACGGGAAGCAUGUGACCUUGAGUGCAAACUCCACAGUGCUGACCGUGGCUGGAGUGUUCAGGAAGGAUCUGGUCGGACCCAUCUACUGCACGGCCUUCAACAAUCUAGAGAGCGAGAACAGUGCCCCCUUCAACCUCACUGUCACCUAUGGGCCAGAAAACAUCGCCAUGACAGUCACCCCCACCGAUGAGGUCCAAAAGAAGGGUUCCAACAUUACAUUGACCUGCUCAGCCCAGUCUAGCCCUGCGGCUGUGCUUCAGUGGAUCCACAAUGGAGUCCCGCUCAAUGUGAUGAGCCCCAAGCUGGUACUGGACAACAUUGCCGUGGCACAGAGUGGAAACUACUCCUGCAUGGCCAGCAACGCCAAAACCUUGCGAUACCUGGAAUCCACAACAGCCAAGUUCACUGUAGUAGAGGCCAUAUCCGGCGCUAAGAUCACAGGCCCCAAUGGAACGCUUGUUGCAGGUAACAGCACGGCCAACCUGAGCUGCCAGGCAACCGCCGGCACCGCCGACGCCCGAGUGUGGCUGAAGAAUGGCGCGGCCCUGUCUCCUAGCAACAGGGUCGUGUUCUCGGCAGACAAGAGCUCGGUCACGAUCAAGCCAGUGCAGAAGGAGGACAGUGGGGAGUACCAGUGCAAGCUGACCAAUGCUGUGAGCACAGACUCUGCCAGCCUCAAGAUAGUGAUCAGCUUUGGUCCUGAGACUGUGUCCGUGAAGGGGUUAAGUUCCGUAAAGGUGACAGAGCCUGUCAUACUGAAGUGUGCCGCGGUCUCUCUCCCUGCUGCCACCUACACCUGGAAGUUCAAUGGGACGCUGACCGGCGUGAUGACAGCCGAGUACAUCAUCGAAGCCGCUGUGGACACGAACAGUGGAAUUUACACCUGUGAAGCCAGCAACGCCGUCACCGGGCUGAGCACCUCCAUUGCCCACAAGCUGUCCGUCAAAGAGGAGGGAACACUGGAUGAUGGUCUGACUCCCGGGCAGAUCGCUGGGAUCGUCAUCGGCGUGCUUAUCGCCCUAGUGCUCAUCAUCGUAGGAGUCCGCUACAUGAGACGGAAAAAACCACCGAUCGAGUCGCCAUACUAGAAGAGAGCCCCGAGGAAAGCUGGAGCUAUCAGCCCAAAGAUUCAGCCAAUUAUUCCCCUCAAGAUCCAUCUCUGCAGUCGGGAAGACCAAUCAGGUGGAAACCUCCCCCAGGUCGGUCCAGCGAUACAAACUUUUCAUCACAAAGCCCACAUAACCACAGGGGUCACAACAUCCCUCUCUAGGAGCUGGUCAUCUCCUUUGAAAAUGGUGGUGUGUCUGGGACUCUGGGUCCUUGUGCUUGGAUUGGACCGGAAAGCUCCAACGCAUCUAUUCCGUCUAACAUCUCUCUGUCUGUAUGGACUUAUUUUCCUUCACACACCUUCCCUCCUCUCCAUCCAGCCCAUUGGCUAAGGUGAGCAGCUUCCACCACUCCCUGGGAUGCUGACCUCCUUCGCAAAACAGAGGAAUGUCAUCGCUUACAUCAAUUUCUCCACAUAUUCCUUAGGAAAUUAAAUGCAUAGACUUGAGCGAUGGUGAUGCCCUGUCCGUAACGAAUGAUCCUUUCAGCUUUGAGAAACUGGAGGAGGAUUUAGUGGGGGCAAUAUAAUGUAGAAGAUUGUAAGGCUUAGUCACUUGGUCACUCCUCACUGAUCACAACAUCAAGGCGAAUGGGCAAAUAUCGUCUGAAACUUUCAAACACCUGACGGACACAGGUUCAUAAAUCUGACGUUACCACCACCGUGUCUCUGCUUGAUCCAAAGGGCAGCUUUUUUUUCCUUUUCUUUUUUUACAUCUGCAAGAUCUGCUCGUAAGAGCUUCAUGUCAAAACAGCAAAGACAAGAUUCAACACGCAGCAAAUGUUAGGGGGAGAAAGAAAAAAAGGUAAGAAUGUUUUUGUGGGCAAAGACGUUCUUUGGUUUUGGAGGGAAAAUGUGUGUGAGUCAGGGCUGUACUAAUGAGUUUCGUUAUUUGUUGUAUUCCACUUUUCAAAUGGAUCCAUCGUUGAAAUUUGAAUAUUCCUUGUAUUAUUUUGGCUUUUGUAGUAUAAUCCCCCAAAAAUACAAAAAGUAUGUUUUUAGGACCAUAAAUUAACAACUGCCAUUUUAUGUUAACUGUAACACAACCCCUUUUUACCUACUUCUUAGCUUUGUGAAAAAUGACAUCCCUUGUUUUCAGUCACUAGUAUUUAUUUUUUUGAAACCUUAGUUGAAUACAUUGAGCUGAUGCUGUGUUUUGUUUUAUCCAAUGAAUGAUAAUGAGUAGUUUGACAGCACACAUGGUUGUGUGACUGGGCGUCACACACACCUUCAGUUAGAACACACAGUACUAUGGGUUGAGUCCAUUAUCUGUUGUGUUUUCUCCCACACUUUAAAGUCAAUGGGGGGGGGGGGGGGUUUAAUGGCAUGAACAGUACAAGGUUGUUACUCUUGUAGGCCUGGUAAUGUUAAUGCCACUUGACCGCGGAACGGGUUUAUUUUGUGGUUCGACCUACUCUGUUAAACCAUGCAAUUAUAUACAGCAUUCAGUCUAAUGAAACAGAAAGACACACACAUAAAGACAGAUACACAGACACCAGAACUUGAACACAGUAACCAAAUAGAUCCAUUGGUCUAACCACUGCAUUUGAUAUAGUCAUAUGGCUCAUUUAGUUCAUUAGUAGAUUUACGGAGUACAAAUGAGAUUGUUGCGUUUUUGUCUAGUUGGUUUAAUUCUUGAAGAUGACCAGGGAGAAAUCGACAACUUUACCUGAACAGUUUUUUUUUUACUGUUAAAGGGAUAGACCAGCUCAAAUGAAAAAUGGCACAUCAUUAAACUGCUCCCUUUGUAAAUAUGAUUUACUUCAUGUAAAUGUGAACUGUAAUGAACAUUGUAUUUUUUAGGCUUGACAUUCUGUCAUCUAUUUGGGGUUUCUUGCUCAAUCUUAAUUUGAAUAUUUCAAAAUGUCAUACAUUUUCUCAGGUUGUUUACAAUAAUGCGUAUUAUUCUUUAACGACUGAACUGCCUAUAUUCAUGAAUCAUUUUCUCUUUGUAUAGACACGCCUCUGAGAUGUUUGUUUUAGUUUAUUUAUUCUUCUGUUGCUACUGCCAUUUGCUUUUGUUACAGUCUGGUUUAUUUCCAAAUUGAACUUUACUUCCUGUGUCUAGCUAGCCAACCCCAGUCUCUCUCUCUCUCUCUCUCGCUCUCGCUCUCCCCCCCCCCCCCCCCCCCCCCCCGCGCUCUCUAUCUCUCCUAUUUGUUCCUGGGAUUUGGAAUGACACAACAUAAAGGCGGACCAACGGUUCAUUUUUUAAAUCCUCUUUACUGGUGAGAUAAUCAAGAGGAUUUCUCUGUGUGUGUGUGUGUGUGUGUGUGUGUGUGUGUGUGUGUGUGUGUGUGUGUGUGUGUGUGUGUGUGUGUGUGUGUGUGUGUGUGUGUGUAUGCAAUGGUGUUCUCCUCUCCUGCCCCACCAGUCUCCCUGUUUCUUCACAGGUAUACCUCAGAAAGAAAGAAAGAAUGUAAAGACCUGCUUUAACAACACAGAGACAAGGAAUCCCUGUGGUGGGCAGGUUGUGUGCUCAGGGUGGGAAACCGACACCCUGAGCACAGGGGUGGGUUAAUUAAAGCAUCCAUAUUUUAUCCGAACCACAUUUACAUUUGAACUGGAUUAGAAACCACACAUUUACAUUUGACCUGGAUUUGAUCCUCUUGUAAACACAUUCAUAUAAAAUGAGCUAACCUGUCUGAAUUAGGUCUACUGUUGAGUGCAGUUAGAAUGGGAAUAUGAAUGCGCAGAUGAACAAACACUACAAGGUGCAGGAGGUGCUUGGUAGUGACCAGGCUAUCAAGUUCAUUUUCCUUGAGUCAACAAUGGCUUUUUUUUUCUUUUUUUUUACUGUUGGUCUGGUUGGGUGUUAAAACAAUGGGACAAUUGUGUAACACUGUACUUGAAUGUAAAAGAAAACUCAAUAAAAUGUACGUGUA